ACACCAAAUCCUUCUACUACCUUCUCGAGUUCAUUUCUCUUUGAUUCUUACAAGGCAAAAUGGGAGUCAUCACCUACUCUCAAGAGUUCACAUCUGCUGUUGCUCCAACGAGGAUGUUCAAGGCUUUGGUCCUUGACUCACACAAUGUCAUUCCCAAGAUUGUCCCCGGGGGCAUCAAGAGUGUCGAGUUCAUUGAGGGAGAUGGUGGAGUUGGUAGCAUUAAGCAAACUAACUUCAGCGAAAGUUCCCAUAUCAAGUACACCAAGCACAAGAUCGAUGCUCUUGAUGUGGAGAACUUUUACUGCAAAUUCACUUUGAUCGAAAGUCAUAUCAAGUUCGAAAAAAUCGAUUUUGUCGUCUAUGAGGUGAAAUUUGUUGCGUUAGAUAACGGUGGAUGUAUUUGCAAGAUGACCGGUGAGUAUCAUUCCAAAGAUAGUGCUGAGCUCAAAGAAGAUAUCAAGCAGGGUAAGGACAAAGAUAUGGGGCUAUACAAGACCGUUGAGGAGUACCUUUUGGCAAACCUUGAUGCUUGUGCUUAAAUGGCCCUUUCCAAAAUUCUAUUGUGUGAUGUGAGCUAAGUGGUGGAAAAUUGGA
Syzygium oleosum is the source of this 594-nucleotide messenger RNA. Its product is annotated as major allergen Pru ar 1-like. Gene Ontology annotation, molecular function: signaling receptor activity; protein phosphatase inhibitor activity; abscisic acid binding. The coding region runs from base 60 to 539 and encodes 159 amino acids. Gene Ontology annotation, cellular component: cytoplasm; nucleus. Lineage: Eukaryota; Viridiplantae; Streptophyta; Magnoliopsida; Myrtales; Myrtaceae. Gene Ontology annotation, biological process: defense response; abscisic acid-activated signaling pathway. The transcript has 2 exons. The record is from RefSeq and is a predicted model, not a curated record.